AUGUCGCUCCAGCAGCAGCUCAAGAGUUUCAACGCCAGCGUCACCGACUAUGCGAAUCGAAUGCCCCAGCAGAGACGAUUUGUCCACAACGGCUCGGCAAGCACUUCUCAGGUACCAUCCUCCACCUCAACACCAACACCAGGUAGCGACGCACAGCGGAAGAGGCAGAAUGCAGACAUCGUGUACUCGCAGCCUGCCAAUACCGGCACUGGCAAGGACAUCAUGACACAGGUGCUCUUUGCAGUUGAGCACUUGAAAUCGAAGGGCGUCCCGCUCAGGUAUUCCGAUAUAGUCUCGUACCUCUCUCUCCAGCACCGCUCAAACGACGAAGGCUACGUUCAGGCACUACGGAGAAUUCUCACGCAGCACGAAAAAGUCUUGUAUGAUCCUAGUGGCGCAAAUGGGGAGGGUACAUUCGCUUUUCGGCCUCCUCACAACAUCCGCACCGCGGAGCAACUCCUGCAGAAGCUCCAGUCACAGUCUACCGCUGCCGGCAUGAGCGUCCGUGAGCUCCGGGAGGGCUGGCCCAACGUUGAAGACACAAUCAACAAGCUGGAGAAAGAAGGAAGAUUGUUGGUCACUAGAAACAAGAAGGAUGAUCAUGCGAAGAUGGUCUGGGCCAACGAUCCCUCGCUGGUGCCGCACUUUGAUGAGGAGUUCCGCCAGAUUUGGGCGAAGAUCAAAGUUCCCGAUCAGCAGGCCGUCAAGGAAGAGCUGGAGAAAGCUGGUAUCACCCCAACAAGCAAGAACAAGGUCGUCAAGGUACGCCCAAAGGUCGAGCACAAAAAGGUCAAGAAACCUCGUCGCAGUGGCAAGACGACCAACACCCAUAUGAUGGGCGUCCUGAGAGAUUAUUCCCACCUCAAACGGUAA
Aspergillus thermomutatus is the source of this 873-nucleotide messenger RNA. Its product is annotated as transcription factor TFIIE subunit TFA2. Bases 1 to 873 code for a protein of 290 amino acids. The transcript has a single exon. The record is from RefSeq and is a predicted model, not a curated record. NCBI's taxonomy places the organism in Eukaryota, Fungi, Ascomycota, Eurotiomycetes, Eurotiales, Aspergillaceae. Gene Ontology annotation, biological process: transcription initiation at RNA polymerase II promoter. Gene Ontology annotation, cellular component: transcription factor TFIIE complex.